This is a messenger RNA of Lindgomyces ingoldianus, 1617 nucleotides long. Its product is annotated as UDP-glucosyl transferase family protein. NCBI's taxonomy places the organism in Eukaryota, Fungi, Ascomycota, Dothideomycetes, Pleosporales, Lindgomycetaceae. The record is from RefSeq and is a predicted model, not a curated record. The coding region runs from base 1 to 1617 and encodes 538 amino acids. Gene Ontology annotation, molecular function: UDP-glycosyltransferase activity. The transcript has 4 exons.
AUGGAAGACCAGCCUCUAACUAUCCUCCUGGUAGUAGGAACAGGCGGAUUUUCGCACGCCGUUCCGGUACUCGAAUUAGGGCGAAUUCUCCAUGACCGGGGUUAUCAGAUCGAGUUUGCGACACACCAAACUCAGGAACAAUGGGUAGAAACGCCAUACUAUUCCUUUGUUUCGGAGGUUCACGCCAUGGGUCCACGGAUGCCUGCCGAUGUUGAGGAUCGCCACUAUUUUGAAAUGCAAAAUUCGGAUAUGAGGAAAGACUUCGGAGCCGUCUUCAAGCCAAAACACACAGUAGAUGCGUUUUGGACAUCAGAUUAUGCGUAUCUAAAAGAUACAAUCAUCCCCAAGUGCAACCCAGCAUUCAUCGUAGCGGACUUUUUCGUUGAUGCAGUUAAAGAUAUCAAUCACCAGCUUGGAAUCCCCUUCUGCCAUGUCUGGCCUCAGAUGCCCUACGGCUUCUGCAGUGUACCCUACAUCCCGGGUAUUCCCGGAUUCCAAGUUGACGCAUUGAGCAGCGAACAUGCAUCUAUUUGGACAAGGCUACGAGCUGAACUGAGACCCCUUCGGGCACUUCCGGCAAUCCUGCGUUAUCUGCGUUUUGUCAAAAACAUGCGAAAGGCUUCAGGGGUGUUCUACGCGAUCCCAAUUUUCAACAAGCCUAGCUGGUUGAUCCUAGUAAAUUCAUUUUGGGGCUUGGAGGUCCCCAAGGAAUUACCACCCUUGGUUGCUGCAGUUGGUCCCAUUCUUCCGGAACAGUAUCCGCCGCUCGAUGAGGCCUUCGGCGAGUUUCUAGCAUCUCGGCCGAAGGUUGUUUAUAUUGCGUUUGGGUCACACAUUCGAAUCCUUCCACCGGAGCUCGCCAAGUUCAUAGAAGCACUUUCUUUACUCUUACGCGAAGGUCUUAUCGAUGGUGUGAUCUGGGCGGUUAACGCCCCGCAGCGGAAGCUAUUCAACAGGGAUGAACAGGUCCCAGGGGAAGAUUUCAACGUGGGGACUAUGUUGGACGGAAAGCAUCGCGCCUGGAUGUUCACACCUUUUGCUCCACAACGGGCUAUAUUGGAACAUCCACAUACAGUCCUCUUCAUUAGCCAUGGCGGAGGAUCUUCUGCAAAUGAAGCACUGUAUCACGGAACUCCGCUGCUGGUCCUAGGCUUCUUCUUUGAUCAACCGUUGAACGCCCUCCGUCUCACCGACGCUGGGGUUGCUUUGACACUCGAUAAGGCUGGAUUCACAACAGCAGAAAUUGUUUCAAAAAUACGGCAGAUCCUUGAAGACAAACUCGGCUUGUUUGCGAAGGAUGUCGCUCGUAUGCAAAAAAUCACUCAAGCCUCAUCUCGAAAGAAACAACAUGCCUGCGAUCUGAUCGAGGAAAUGAUGUGGGACCAUCACUUCAGCGUCGAGCCAUCCCCCACGGAAAACGGCCCCAAGCGACGCAGACCCAUGCAUUUUCAAACUGCUGACAUGCGGAUGUCCGCGUGGAAAGCUAGGAACUGGGACCUUGCAGCUGUUAGCCUUGUGGGCUCCUGCAUAGUGGUCGGCGUCGGGGUUGCAGUUAGCAUGGGGGCUUGGGCUCGCAGGGUUCCCUCUCUGCCAACCAGUUGGUACCUUAAAUCCUAG